Messenger RNA from Bursaphelenchus okinawaensis, 2343 nucleotides. The record is from the annotation of a GenBank genome assembly. NCBI's taxonomy places the organism in Eukaryota, Metazoa, Nematoda, Chromadorea, Rhabditida, Aphelenchoididae.
AUGCUAUGGUUUGAAGCCAUAUACAUGUUAGUCUACUGUAUACCUUUAUAUCUGAUGUGUAUUCGUAUGUUGUACAUUUUAUGGAGGCGACGAAAACAUUUCCAAUCUCCAUUUUAUAAAAUCGUACUAGUUUCUGGAGUAUUUGUAAGUUUAUAGACCUACUUUUUUAUAAAUGUAUAAAAAUUGAAGCCUAUUUUACAAUUAUUUUUGCAAGUUUCGCCAUUUUUUUUAAACUUAACACAUUUUGUUUAAUACGUAGCAUCAAAAGACGUAUUUUACAAGUUUAUUGUAAUUGAAAAAAGGCAGUAAAAAAUAUAGUUACUAUUAUUGACCAGUUUUUGAAAAAAAAUGAAGCUUUCUUUGCCAGGAUUCGAACCAGCCUGGUUUUGCGUUAUAGGAAAACGCUUAACCCACUGCGCUAUAGCGGUACAUCAGUCAAAAAUGAUGGUUUAUGCAAAUUUUUUGGCAAAAUAAAUAUUAAAAAUGGAUUCAAUUCUGACCGUAUUUUACACAUAAAAACUUACUUUAUACUUCAUAGUAACUAAUAUACACACACUUAUAUACUAAACACAGCAUGUAUAAUAAAACAUUGCAUUAUAACAACAUUUCAGGACUGCAUAGGAAUAACCCUACACCACUUUACGAAUAGACUAGCUAAUACCGAGUUUUUUAUUGAAUACAUACUGCCAUAUGUGUUUGGAUACCAUUACUGGCUAAUACCGGUAAAUUAUAUGGCUUAUCACUGUUUACAUUCCGCUUUGUUAUCUUCUUUUCUAAUGGCAUUCAAUCGACUGACUAGUUUUUUGCCUUUUUAUUAUGAUAAGGUAUGUUUUCUUACCUUAUUUAGUUAAUUUUUGUUCGUUUUGCGGGUUUUCAGGUUUUCGUGGUGGGACCUAAAUUUAAGGACCAAAUUAAAAAAAAAUUUUUUAGAUGAUUUGCAAUGCUUAUAAGUUAUUUCUGUACCAUUAUUAACUUUGUUUUUUUGUUGCGACGCAGUUUCAGGUUUUCGUGGUGGGACCCAAAUUUAUAUGCCAUUUUUUGAAAAUAAGAAAAAAUCAGUUUUAGAUGAUUUCCCAAUGCUUAUAAAUUACUUUUCAAGCAUUGUAUACGUUUAUUUUUUGUUUUAAGAUCAUCUCAGGUUUUCGUGGCGGGACCAAACUAGAAGCGUCGUAUUUUAAAAAAUAGUAUUAAAAUCCGCAAUUUUAUUGGAAGCAAUUGUAAACCAGGCUAUUGUAAACAUUUUUGCAAACUUAUAUAUAACUACCAUUUCACAUUUUACCACAGUAACAAAUUUGGCAACAUAUACCAAAAACCCGAUUAUUAAUGCAGUUACCAUAACAUGUUUAUUUUGCACGUUUAGAUAUGGCAAUACCAAAAACUGAUUAUGUAUGCGUGUUUUGGUGUUUUGCCGUUUUGCCUCGUAUUUUAUAUGCUACUGAAUCCAGCUGGCUUCACGCACGAUGAUACACAACUGUGGUUUAGCUACGUUGGCUUUGAUUACGAGAAGGAUAUGACGUUUGGGGUCGGUUAAUAGACGUUUUUUUUUAAUUUCAAUUUAAAAGAGAAACAUUUUUUAAUUGAAAAUUGAUUUUUAAAAUUGGUUUAGAUAUAAGAGGCAUUUUAUACGAUGAAAAGUGUCUGCUAAGCUUAAGCUAAAAAACAUGUUUGAUCGUAUAACAUGUCUCAUGAGUAACAAAACUGCAAAAAACGUUUUUUAAAUGACAUUUUAGACCAGUUAGCUCACCUUUUUUAAAUUUUUUUUUAUUUUACAGAUAGUAGACAGCGUAGUAACCUUCUACUACUACCUCAUCAUAUCAGUAACCACCUUUGGUCUCAACUUAUGUAAUGUAGCAAUGUUGAUACGGCUGCGACAAAAAGAACUGACAAAAAUGAAUCGAGAAAGACCGUUGACCUACUCGGCGAUAGUAAUAUUCGUUGUUCAGUUGGCAGUUAUGGCCGCUUAUGUGAGUUUUUUUCUUUACAAAACAGAAAAUGGCAAGAACUUUCUUUACAAAACAAAAAAAGGCAAGAACUUCCUUUGCAAAACAGAAAAUGGCAAUAACUUUCUUUACAAAACAAAAAAUGACAAGAACUUUCUUUCCAACGAUCUAAAAUACGUACUUUUAGUUUAUGUUCACCAUCAACUUCCUAAAUGUCUAUGUAUGGCUUCGAUUUGUGUUAUCACCAGUAACAGAGACCUUAUACUUGACUCCAUCACUUAUUGUAGUAGUUUAUGUUCCUUCGCUGCGAAAAGAAGUCUUCCGCCGAUCAUCCGAGGUCAGCAGUACCAUUGCACCAAAAACCGUAACUUUGGUCACGUCCCGAUCGGUUCGGGCUUUUUAA